Molecule: messenger RNA, 2805 nt
Organism: Dentiscutata erythropus
Lineage: Eukaryota; Fungi; Glomeromycota; Glomeromycetes; Diversisporales; Gigasporaceae
Source: the annotation of a GenBank genome assembly
AUGGCCUCGUCUGAUACAUGCGAUAUCCAAAUUGGUGUUAACGAAUCUCAACAAGAGACUACAAAUCAAAAUACCUUACCCAUCCAUGAUGAAGGAUUGCAAGAGGUUAAGAAAUUGGGUGAAGAUGAUAUCAUUAGUGAUACUAGUAUAGUUGGCUAUACUAUCCAUGAUAACGUAGAAAAUUCAUCUAAUUCUGUUCAAAAUACUUCAUUUACCCAUGAUGGAGGGUUUGAAAAGGUUGAAAAUUUGAAUGAUGUCUUCAUUGAAGUUAAUUUAAUUAACGAUAAUAUUCCUGAUAACACUUCUAAUUCUAUGAUAUCUUCUAAUAACGAUUCAUUAAUUCAUUAUGAUGUAUCUCAGGGUAACACUUUAACUGAUAAUGUUACUGAAAAUAUUCCAUCCUCGAUUGAAAUGACUUCGGAUGAAGAUAAACCAAUAAUUGCUGCUGAAUCUACAAAUGAUAGUUCUUCUUCAGUAAUCAUUUCUCGAACGGCUGGUACUGGAUCAAACCAUUCAACGAGUGCUAAUUCCCCAACAGUUCCUAGCAUGACUGUUUCAAGUGAAUCCAGUAAACAUAGUCGCCAUGGAAGUGAAACGCGUAAGAAAGGACCUCCCCCAAUUCCUCCCCCAAUUCCUCCCAAGCCUGUUAGGUUUAAAACAAUAAAAGGCCGUAAUGCGGGGAAUAAUUUACCAAUCCAAAAUUCAGAAGCACUCUUUAAAGAAGAUCCAAGCUCAAAUCAAUUGAAAAUAAACGAUCCGAACAAUACUAUACAAAACAAAGUACCGCCUGAUGCAUUGCAAGUAACGAAUACUUCAGAAAUUAAUUUAUCAAACCAAAAUCCAGAGGCACCUCUUAAGGAAAAUCCAAACCCAAAUAAAUUAGAAAGAAAAGAAUUACCAGAUCAAAGCAAUAAACAAGAAACGAAUAAUUCAGAGGUUGAGUUAUUAAGGCAGAAUACAGAGGCACCCCUUAAAGAAGAAUUACCAGAUCAAAGCAAUACUAUAUUAGAUACGAAUAAUUCAGAGGUUGAGUUAUUAAGGCAGAAUACAGAAGCACCCCUUAAAGAAGAAUUACCAGAUCAAAGCAAUACUAUAUUAGACGAAAGGCCACUUGAUGCAUCACAAGAGACGAAUAACUCUGAGAUUGAUUUAUCAAAUCAAAACCACCCUAAAGAAGUGAAAGAAGAGAUCGCGUCGUCUCAAGAUCCAAGCUAUACUAUAUCAGAAAUAAAUGAGGCGAAUAGUUUAGAGAUUGAUUUACCAAAACAAAAACAGGAAACUUUUGUGGAUUCUCAUCAAACUAAUCCUGUAGAGUGUUUGACCUUGGAACAAAUUCAGGAACAUUUAGCAAAGAAAGGCAUUAUCAAUGACAACAAUCCACAACCUAUCAACGUAUCUACAAGUAAUGAAAUUCAACACAUUAUCGAUAACAAUUCACGGCCUGUCAUUUCAACAAACGUAUCUACAAAUAAUGAAUAUCAACAAUCUGAACAGAUGACUCUUGAAGAAAUUAAUAAAGGUUUGAAACAUAUGGGUCUAGAUAAUAGUACGCCUAUGCCUAUCGUUUCACAGACAUCUUUCACGAAUUAUGAGAAAAUCCCAGAUAGAAUGGACAUACCUAUUCCCCAACAUAGCACUAGUGGGAACAAAGAUCGAUCUAUUACGACAAUCCCAGAUAGAAUGGACAUGCCUAGUCCCCAAUAUAGCACUAGUGGGAACAAAAAUAUUCCAUCUCUAUCUUUAACGAAUAAUGAGAUUAGUAGUUCCACAAUAAUGCCAGAUAGAAUGGACACACCUACUCCCCAAUCUAGCAUUAGUGAGAACAAAAGUAUCCCACCUCUAUCUUUAACGAAUGAUGAGAUUAGUAGUUCCACAAUAAUGCCAGAUAGAAUGGACACGCCUACUCCCCAAUAUAGCACUAGUGGGAACAAAAAUACUCCACCUCUAUCUUUAACGAAUAAUGAGAUUAGUAGUUCCACAAUAAUGCCAGAUAUAAUGGACACACCUACUCCUCAAUCUAGCACUAUUGUACAAGGUUCAAAUAAUAAUAUUCAACAGACAAGCUCACCUGGGUACGUAGAGGAUUACCACGUGCCAUCCUAUGAAAGGAUAGAUCCUAAAGAUUAUCGUACUGAUCCUAAUGAACAUUUUCAAACGAUGCCUGAUAGUUCUGCUGUUCCGAUCGUAUAUGAGCACCAAGAUACCAUUCAAACUGCACAAGCGCCCGAAAAUGAAAAUAUAUCUGCAAUUCCAAUCGAACAUACUAUUCCGAUACAUGUACACCAACAUGAUUCUACACCAGCCACUCAGAAUGAAGAUGAUGCUGCGGAACAAAGCACUUUAACUCCAGAAGUGAAUAGUCUUCUAAAUUUUAAAGAUAUACCAGAUGAUUCUAAAAGUGACGAUAACAACACAGACUAUAUUGACUAUAACUCUAAUUUAGAUAUUUCUACUAUUACACAAUAUGAUACUAGUCCUCUUCAUACCACUUCACUUUACCCAAAUAUAAUAACUGAUAACGAUAAAGUACCAAAAGGAAAUAAUAGUCCAGCCGUUUCAAAUGAAGAUACUACUUCAAUUUACCCAAAUAUAAUAACUGAUAACAAUAAAGUACCAAAAGGAAAUAAUAGUCCAGCCGUUUCAAAUGAAGAUAAUACUUCAUUUAGCUCCACGCAACUUACUUCUCAAUAUGAUAUUGAUGUUAAACAACUAGAAGAACAUCUCGAUUCAAAACAUUCACCUACAAAAACAAAAAAUGUUGUCAAAGAAGGAAAUAAUAGCCCUGUCAAUUCAGAUUCUGAAUAU